AUCGUUGGCGCAAUCGACUCUUGUGCCUUCCCUAACAAGCGUACCGGAAUGGAAAAAAUAUAGUUUUUUGCACAUUUUGCCAAUUUCUGCAAAUUUUUACAAGUUUUUUGGGCCAGUAAACCGUUUUUCACCGCUUAGUUUGUUGGCUCAAGGCCUUCGCAACCAUGUCCAACUGCAUAGAGAUCCCUUUGCAGGACACCGAUGAGGUGAUUGAGGUGGACCCAGAUCAACUGCCCGACUGCCCAGAGGUGUUGAGCAUUCUCAAGCAGGAGCGGGCGCCCCUGCACGUUUGGGUCAAUGUGGCGCUGGCCUACUACAAGCAAAAGAAGACGGAGGACUUUGUCACGCUGCUGGAGGAGUCGCGUAGCGAUGACGCCACCAAGGAGUACCGCGACUCGGAUAAGGACCUCAUGCGCGCCCUGGACAUGCUCGCUGCCCACUAUGUCCAGGAGGCGUAUCGGGAGAAAUCCAAGGACAAGAAACGAGAGCUCUUCAUGAAGGCCACCAAUCUGUACACCAGUGCCGACAAGAUUAUCAUGUACGACCAGAGCCAUCUGUUGGGCAGGGCCUACUUCUGUCUGCUGGAGGGCGACAAGAUGGACCAGGCGGAUGCCCAGUUCAACUUUGUGCUCAACCAGUCCCCCUCGAAUAUUCCCUCGCUGCUGGGAAAAGCCUGCAUCGCGUUCAAUCGUAAGGAUUACCGCGGGGCAAUGGCCUUCUACAAGAAGGCCUUGCGUACAAAUCCGAACUGUCCGGCGAACGUGAGAAUCGGCAUGGCCCACUGCUUCCUGAAGAUGGGCAAUCCCGAGAAGGCCAAACUAGCCUUUGAACGAGCGCUCCAACUGGAUCAACAGUGUGUGGGCGCUUUGAUUGGUCUGGCCGUUCUCAAGCUAAAUCAACUUGAGCCCGAGUCCAAUAAGUUGGGUGUCCAGAUGCUGUCCAAGGCAUACACCAUCGACAAUGCCAAUCCCAUGGUGCUCAAUCACCUGGCCAAUCACUUCUUCUUCAAGAAGGACUACCAGAAAGUUCACCACCUGGCACUGCACGCCUUCCACAACACUGAGAACGAGGCGAUGAGAGCAGAGAGCUGUUACCAGCUAGCGAGAAGCUUCCAUGCCCAGAGCGACUACGAUCAGGCCUUCCAGUACUAUUACCAAUCCACUCAGAUUGCGCCGGCUAACUUCGUGUUGCCCCAUUACGGACUGGGACAGAUGUAUAUAUAUCGAGGAGAUACGGAAAAUGCGGCUCAGUGUUUCGAGAAAGUGCUGAAAAUCCAGCCAGGCAACUACGAGACGAUGAAGAUUCUUGGAUCCCUGUACGCGCACUCCAAUUCGCAAACCAAGCGGGACAUGGCAAAGACUCACCUCAAGAAGGUCACCGAACAAUUUCCCGAGGACAUUGAAGCCUGGAUAGAACUGGCUCAAAUCCUGGAACAGAACGACCUGCAGGCCUCGCUCAAUGCCUACGGCACGGCUUCUAGUAUUCUUCGGGACAAGGCCAAGUACGAGAUACCCGCUGAGAUUCAAAACAACGUGGCUUCACUGCACUACCGCCUAGGCAACUUGAAGAUGGCAAAGGACACCCUGGAGUCGGCUCUGAAGCAUGCGACGUCUGAGAUGGACAAGGAUGUAAAAUACUAUGAGUCCAUUCAAGUCACCAUGAAGUACAAUCUGGCCCGUCUAAACGAGGCAAUGAGUAGCUACGAUGUGGCCGACAAGCUGUACAAGGAGAUCCUCAAGGAGCAUCCCAACUACAUUGACUGCUACUUGCGACUGGGUUGCAUGGCAAGGGACAAGGGUCUGAUUUUUGUGGCUUCCGAUUUCUUCAAGGACGCGCUGAACAUCAACAACGACAAUCCAGAUGCGAGAUCCCUGCUGGGAAACCUUCAUUUGGCCAAGAUGCAGUUCGCUUUGGGACAGAAGAACUUCGAAACGAUCCUUAAGAAUCCUGCUACUUCAACGGAUGCCUACUCACUGAUUGCUCUGGGAAACUUUUCAUUGCAAACGCUGCAUCAGCCGAGCAGAGAUAAGGAGAAGGAGAGGAAGCACCAGGAGAAGGCUUUGGCCAUAUUCAAACAGGUUCUUCGCAAUGAUCCCAGGAAUAUUUGGGCCACCAAUGGAAUUGGUGCCGUGCUGGCUCAUAAAGGAUGUGUGAUCGAGGCGCGUGAUAUCUUCGCCCAGGUGCGCGAAGCCACUGCCGACUUUUGCGACGUGUGGCUGAACAUUGCGCACGUUUAUGUCGAACAGAAGCAGUACAUCAGCGCCAUUCAGAUGUACGAGAACUGCAUGAAGAAGUUCUACAAACACAACAACGUUGAGGUGAUGCAAUAUCUGGCAAGAGCAUAUCUUCGGGCCAACAAACUGGUCGAGGCCAAGGCAGUGCUACUUAAGGCCCGUCGAGUGGCUCCCCAGGACACAGUUUUACUCUUCAAUAUAGCAGUGGUCCUCUCACGUUUGGCCAUGGCCAUACUCAAGGAUGAGAAGUCUACUCUGGAAGUUGUGCUGCAGGCUGUCCACGAACUGGAGCUGGCUCAAAAAUACUUCCAAUACCUGUCCGUGCAUGGGGAUAAGAAUCGCUUCAACAUUGAGGUGGCUGGAAUUGAGGCAAACACCUGCCAGGAUCUUCUUUCCCAGGCCCAGUACCAUGUGGGUCGUGCGCGUCGCAUUGACGAGGAGGAGCGCUCGUUGCGCCGAAAGCAGGAGGAGGAGCGCGAGGCCUUUAAAAUUAAGGUUGCGGAGCAGCGCAAGCGGCGGGAGGAGGAGGCCAAGACCUCCAGGGACCAGUUGUUAGCCAAGCGGCAGGAGUACGUGGAGAAGACGAAAAACAUGCUCAUCAUUGCGGACUCUGCGCCUGAGAAGGAUCGCAAAAAGGGAGGCGGGCGAGCUCGUAAGGAUGACUAUAUCUCCGGCACCGAUAGCGAAAACGAUGGUCCUCGCCGUGAGGGAGAACGUCCCUCGAAGAAGAAAAGCAAGGCGGAACGGAAAAAGGGCAGUGGUCGCAAGCGCAAGACGGAAAAAUACGAGAGCGACAGCGAGGAGGAGCCGCGCACCAGUGGCAAGUCUGGAAAGAAGAAGGGCAAGAAGCCAAAGCCGGUUAAGGAAUCCAAGGAGAAACUAUCCGCUAAGCAGCGCCUCAAGGUGCUGUCCAAGGAGACGAUCUCCACCAGCGAAUCCGAAUCUGACGGCAAGCGCAGCAAAAGCAGAAGCAGGAGUCGCAAUCGUAGUGGUAGCCGGAGUGGCAGUGGAUCUGGAAGCGGCAGUGAACGCGAGGCCAGCCGCAAGCGCAGCAGGAGCAGAAGUGGCUCUGGAAGUGGGAGCGACAGUGAUGGAGCUACCAAGCGCAAGCGCGUCAAGAAUCGCAUCGAAUCUGGCGGGGAAUCGGAUAGAUCUGGGUCCCGUGCUCGCUCCAAGUCGAGUUCCCGCUCAAGAUCUCGCUCCAAAUCCGGAUCUCGAUCUAGGUCUCGCUCCAAGUCGGGAUCCCGUUCAAGAUCGCGCUCAAAGUCUGGUUCCCGCUCAAGAUCGCGAUCCCCGUCGGGUUCAAGAUCCCGCUCUCGCUCUGGCAGCCGAUCCAAGUCCGGAUCCCGCAGCAGAUCAGGGUCUCCGGAAAAAUAACGCACCACUCAAGCGUGUUAAAUCACUUUUGACUAUAUUUAGAGUUUCCUUCGAGAGCUGCGAAAAGAUACUAAUAAAAACAUUCUAAUUGCCACACAAAGGCAGUGGAGUAA
Molecule: messenger RNA, 3724 nt
Organism: Drosophila teissieri
Lineage: Eukaryota; Metazoa; Arthropoda; Insecta; Diptera; Drosophilidae
Gene: Ctr9
Product: RNA polymerase-associated protein CTR9 homolog
Exons: 6
Coding region: 165-3611 (1148 amino acids)
Biological process (GO): regulation of DNA-templated transcription
Cellular component (GO): Cdc73/Paf1 complex
Molecular function (GO): RNA polymerase II complex binding
Source: RefSeq, a predicted model, not a curated record